AUGACGAAUCAGCUUAGCAACGAGCAGUUCAUCUUCAGUACUAACUCUCCGAUUGCACUCAACGAUGGCACCAAUCACCUUGUAGCGCAACCGCUCAUCCCCGGCCAGGUGAACAACGCUGUUUCAGCCCCUGUCAACCACAACGGCGCAGUAGCGGCAUCCAUCUGGCCAACAGCUAACAACAACAACAACAACAACCCUAAUUGCGAAAUCAACUACAACUUGCUGCAGGUAACCGAGCAGCAGCAGCCACCUCCACCACAGCAAACCGUUAGCUUUUCAACAAACAACUUACCCCAAGUUCAAGCACAAAACAUGUCUCAAAUUGUACUCUUGCCCACUCAGAAUAUCAAUCUGAUGCCCAAUGAUGUUGGCUACCAGCUGUUGACCAACACCAUACCAAACGUCGGUGUUCUCGUGCCAACUAACCUUCUGCUAGCCAACGGCUACCUCUUGCUCCCCAACUCACAAAAUGCCUGCCAGGCUAUUGCUCUUGAAACCAGUGCCAGCACACCAACAAACGAUCCAUCAAUCAGUGUGCCCGGACACAUGAUCGCAACAAAUGUUGAAUUUGAUGCUAUUGCACAACAGCAACAACAGCAGCAGCAACAACAACAACAGCUGAUACUGCAUCAGCAAGAAUCAGUACAGCAGCAGCAACAUCAGCAAGUUGUGCAACAGCAAGAGCAAGAAUGCGAAUACAUUGCCUUGACUGAAUCGGGCACGCAAACCGUUCUAAACGGGCUAACGGUGGAAACUUCUGAGCUCAACAAUGGCCAAACGGCUCAUCUCAUUAGCAAUGGGCAAAUUGUGGGCAUAAUCGGCAGUGAUCAGCUGAGCCUUCUCCAGCAGCAGGCAGACUCGCUGUCAGGCGGUGGUGAAAACCAGGUGCUCCUAGCCGCCUGCAUCGACGAAAAUGGCCUCACUCUGAACGGACAAGCAGCCUUGGUUGAAGGCGGAACUAACUAUGACAUCAACACGAUGCUCGCCCAAAGCAUGGCCACAGCGGUGGUGGAGAAGUCUGACCAGGACCAGGCAAAGCAGUGGCUUAAGGAUAGCUACAUCGUGAACAGGGCGCUGAAGGCGUUGAAGAAGACAAACGGCAGUUCUCAUCACCACCACAACCGUCCACUCCCACAGGUCAUUCGACGUCGAGAGCAGUAG
Molecule: messenger RNA, 1164 nt
Organism: Rhagoletis zephyria (snowberry fruit fly)
Lineage: Eukaryota; Metazoa; Arthropoda; Insecta; Diptera; Tephritidae
Source: RefSeq, a predicted model, not a curated record